CUACCCAGCCACAGACCAGAACGAUCUUGUCCAGAGGCUGGCUUCUGGAAAGAAAGGGAGACUUACAUUCCUGUCUGUUUCCAAAUUCUGCUUUCCAAGGUGGCCAAGGAACAGGGAUCAAGAGAACUCCGCCACUGAGUCUUUUCUCACAAAUUGGAAGUGCCUGGAAAUGGUGGGUGGAGUCUCAAGCAGUGAAAAGAAAAGGCAGGAAUUCAAUACUACUUCCGCACAUGCUGGGAUCAGGAGCUCACAGGACCUGGUGAGACCCUCAGCUCCCCUCCAGCUUCCCCGAGGUCCAGCACACCAGAACUGGGACCUGAGCAGCCCAGAAGCCAGGGUGGCACCACUGUGUCUCUCCUGUCUGAAGACCCGGAUAUUUUCUCAGACUUGGCGACGCACUCCAUUAAAAGAUCAGCAUGGAGACCCAUCCCUCCUUAGAAGUGAAAGGGUCGUGCCCAGACUUGACCAUCUAUGCAGGAGAAGUGACUAUUGGAGAAGAAGAUAGAAAUAAAAUGGACCCAAAGAAAAGAAAGCUGGAGAAGACAAGAAUUACAGAGGCUGCUUGUGCUCUGUUAAACUCUGGAGGAGGAUUAAUUGCUUUGCAAAUGACUAACAAGAGUGAGCAUCCUGUGGAGAUGGGACAGGACUUGGAAAAGUCUUUGAGAGAGCUUAUUAUGUCCUCUAAUAUACAGGCUUUCUUUGAGACCAAGCAACAAGAGGAUAAGUUUUACAUAUUUAUUAAAUCUUGGAGCUGCAACCCUGAAGAUGGUUCUACUAAGCCUCGAAUUUGCAGCCUGGGCUCUUCUCUGUACUGUAGAUCUUUAACUUCUAAGGUUGCCAUGGAUUCAAGAGAAGCAUUUGAAUUUCUGAAAGAUAAGAAGGCAUCUAUCAAAUACAGUCCGACUGAUGACAGAGCUCCACCUACUAAAAUUCCCAGAGCCACGUGUCAGAACAGCCUUGAAUCAAAUCCAGCUUUUGAAAUUUUCCAAAGUAAGAAACUUGAAUAUGGCCAACGCUUGCUUUUCUCUGAAUCCCCAUCUAUAGAGUUUAAACAAUUCUCUACCAAACACGUCCAAGAAUAUAUGAAAAACAUAAUUCCAGAGUACAUCUCCGCAUUUGCAAACACCCAGGGCGGCUAUCUUUUCAUUGGAGUGGAUGAUAAGAGUAUCAUCCUGGGAUGCCCAAAAGACAACGUUGACCGUGACUCUUUGAAAACUGUGGUAAAUGAAACAAUAUCCAAGUUGCCAGUUUUCCAUUUUUGUUCAUCUAAAGACAAGGACAAGGUGUCUUAUGAGACCAGAGUCAUAGAUGUGUUUCAAGAGGGAAAUUUGUAUGGUUAUCUCUGUGUGAUCAAAGUAGAGCCAUUCUGUUGUGCAGUGUUCUCAGAGGCUCCCGUUUCAUGGAUGGUAGACAAGGAGAAAGGUGUCUACAGACUGAACACUGAGGAAUGGGUACAUAUGAUGGUGGAUGUUGACCCAGGUAAGAGGAGAGAGGUUUUCCUUCUCUGUCCUUUCCCUCUUUUGAGAGCCUCUGUAUCCUUCACACUCUGGAAAUCUGAGUUCAUUACACCCACUGAAAAUCACACAGAAGAAGUUGAUAAAUCAGGGUGCAAUUAG
Molecule: messenger RNA, 1616 nt
Organism: Mus caroli (Ryukyu mouse)
Lineage: Eukaryota; Metazoa; Chordata; Mammalia; Rodentia; Muridae
Source: RefSeq, a predicted model, not a curated record